GUCGAGCAGGCAACAACAAGCCGAAAACAAAAUUUUUCAAAAAUUUUUAAAACUACGUAACCUACUACCAAAACAAAAAUGGAAUACACCACCAAGACCCAGAUCUACCAGAAGGUGAAGAAGCCAAUGCUGGAGCGCCAGCGACGUGCCCGCAUGAACAAGUGCCUGGACAACCUGAAAACACUUGUCGCCGAGCUGCGAGGUGAUGAUGGCAUCCUGCGCAUGGACAAGGCCGAGAUGCUCGAGUCAGCGGUGAUCUUCAUGCGCCAGCAAAAGACACCAAAGAAGGUAGCUCAGGAAGAGCGAUCCCUCCCCCUGGACAGCUUCAAGAAUGGCUACAUGAACGCCGUCAACGAGGUGUCACGUGUCAUGGCCUCCACACCUGGCAUGAGCGUCGACCUCGGCAAAUCGGUGAUGACUCACCUGGGACGCGUCUACAAGAACUUGCAACAGUUCCACGAAGCACAGUCCGCCACCGACUUCCUCCAGAACGCAAUGGACUGCUCCUCAAUGGACAAGGCUCCGCUCAGCCCCGCCUCCUCCGGAUAUCACAGCGACUGCGACAGCCCCGCCCCCUCACCACAGCCCAUGCAGCAGCCCCUGUGGCGCCCCUGGUAAAAACAAGGGGUUAAGUGGCAGGAAGGUAAAGGUGGAGUGGCAAUGGAAGAACCAACCAACAACGCAUCUGUGAUAGCCCAACUGUGAUGGCAACAAAAUAGCAAAAUUAAAAAAGCAAUUAGCAAAACAAUUAAAACAAAUAUAAACCAAUUUA
Molecule: messenger RNA, 772 nt
Organism: Drosophila sechellia
Lineage: Eukaryota; Metazoa; Arthropoda; Insecta; Diptera; Drosophilidae
Gene: E(spl)m8-HLH
Product: Enhancer of split m8, helix-loop-helix
Exons: 1
Coding region: 79-618 (179 amino acids)
Biological process (GO): regulation of DNA-templated transcription
Molecular function (GO): protein dimerization activity; DNA binding
Source: RefSeq, a predicted model, not a curated record